Molecule: messenger RNA, 1405 nt
Organism: Aspergillus campestris IBT 28561
Lineage: Eukaryota; Fungi; Ascomycota; Eurotiomycetes; Eurotiales; Aspergillaceae
Product: phosphotransferase family protein
Exons: 3
Coding region: 1-1305 (434 amino acids)
Source: RefSeq, a predicted model, not a curated record
AUGCACAUCGUGGGUUCGGGUUUCAACCCCAACGGGAUCCCAAUAUUCACGGGUAGCUACCACCCAUCCGAAUUCGAGGGCAUCCUAUCGGUCGUCCAAGUCGACCAGUUGCCCGCCUACGCCUGCCGUCCGGAAACGCCUCGAGCCCUCGCUGCCCAAAGAGCGACUCGACGCAGUCCUGGUAUCUUUUACCCCGUGGUCUUUGCCGACGGGGUUAUAUGGAUCUUCAAGGUUCCCGGCAAGACAAAGAAGGAUUCGAAAGAAGCAAUUCUCGCCCUCGAAAUGCUCAGAUACGAGGCCAACAUUAUGCGCGUGCUGCGGCGCGAAACCAGCAUCCCCGUUCCGGACGUCUACGACUUCAGUGACACCCACGACAACGAGCUCAACUGCCCGUUCAUCCUGAUGGAGUAUAUCUCCGGGGUCCCGCUGAUCGAUGCCUGGUUCGACAAGGAGAUCCCACCCGCGGAGGUCGAGAAACGCCGGACGCGCGCCCUCACCGACCUCGCGGCCGCCAUGGUCCAGCUCGACCGGUACAGGUUCGACCAUGUUGGCGUGGCAGCCUUCGGCGCCGACGGCCGUAUCUCCGGUACCGAUAUGACCGAUGGAAUGGCAUCGAAUGUCCCGAACGACAAGAUAGCCGAGUUUCAUUCUUUGACCGCGCCCAAGUUGCACUCCGCCUGGCGGCGGUGGUACGAGGUGGACAUGCCGCCCGACGGGGACAUGCCGCCCGACGGCCCAGUGCGCGGCGCCGUCGAACUUCUGAAGAUGCUGUUGGACUGGAUCCCCAAACCCGCGGAUGACGCCAAGGGCUCGCCAUCCUCGGCUGGGAAGCGGCGGAGGCCAUCCCGCGCGCCGUCGGCAACGACGCAUACCCCCCCCUGGUUGGUGCCCAAUGGCUUCUGGUGCGACGAGGUACUGGAGGGCGCGCUCGAGUCAGAAGAGACGCUGGGCUUCUAUCGGAAGGUCUAUGCGGACCAGAUCCGGGCCCAUCGGCCAGAGGGGGCGCCGCCGCCGCAGACGCGCAACUCCAUCAUCUACCUAUUGUUGAUGAAUGCGAGGCAGAGCCGAAAACCCUACACGCUUGACCUGGAGGUUAUCAUGCGGUUUAUCCACCGGGCCAUCCGGGAGGAGGUGCUCCCCCGCCUGCGCGACACGUCUGGGGCAAAGGCCGCGGAGGUCGACCUCGGUAUGUUGGAGUUGUCGACCUUGUGUGAGAGAUUGAGCAACGAUGAAACGACGGAGGAGGAAAGGGAGUUGCUGAAGAUGGGGUAUGAGGCACUGCUGAGUGGGGAUGAUAUCAUCUAGGUUUUUGUUUUUGAAUUUUCUUGUCGGUGGACAGGAGAGGGAAGGAUAGAAUCAAUAGAAUGAUUAGAAUGAAUAGAAUGAGGAAUAGAAUAUGGGUGCC